Scleropages formosus (Asian bonytongue) is the source of this 4489-nucleotide messenger RNA. RefSeq lists its product as uncharacterized. The transcript is spliced from 16 exons. The coding region runs from base 393 to 2702 and encodes 769 amino acids. The record is from RefSeq and is a predicted model, not a curated record. Lineage: Eukaryota; Metazoa; Chordata; Actinopteri; Osteoglossiformes; Osteoglossidae.
GUGACAUGCCGAUAGUGUCUGAGAGCCUUUUGGACGAAGUCACACAAUGCUAUGGAUUUAGUUCCGUUCUUUUCCUUUUUGUCCCAUGAUUUAAUUAUUCUGAAGACGACUGACUACAAUCAAUGCUGUGUUUACAGGGAAAACCUUCGUAAAUAUUAAGCUUUUUUGUGUUUUGGAAAAAAAAAAUGUUCUUAAUUGUUCUAGACUUUUUACCCAUAAAUAAUAUCUAUUUUUUACACUUUUGCGUUGGACCUUUUCCAUAAAAAAAAGAAAAAAAUCAGUCGUGGGCUUUUUCACAGGAAAAUGAUGUUCACAGACAUUAAGGCAACUAGGAUGCGCCGCGGUCAACUUUCCUCGUAGUUACCGGGUGUCCCGAUGCAGCGCGUGCAGUCAUGACAAGACUCAUUUCCUUGGUCGACCUGGUGAACCUGUCCAUCGGAACGCCAGAGGCAGGCUGGGUGAACUUCGGCGCCCUGCACACCCUGCUGCAUGCCCUUCUGAAGCACCUCAACCUCCAGGAUGCGACCGCGGAGCUGGCGGAGGCGCUGGAGGAGCACGAGCCCCCAGGGGGGCAGGGCGACCCCCCGCUGCAGCGCUGCCUCAAGGACGAGCCCAGAGGCUUCCUGCACAUAGAGGACAAGCUGCGGCACAUCGAGAGCCAGCUCACAGCGCUGGAGAGGCUGCCCAGCGGAGCGGAUCUGCUGGCUCGGAGCAGCUCGUCAUCCUCAGCGGUGAGCGACAUGUGGCAGCUGAUGCAGCUGCGCAGGAAGGUGGAGGCCUCCGAGGACGGGGUGUCUAAGUCUAUGGCUCUGAUCCAAGACCUAAUGAAGGAGAUUAGUGAACUGCAGGCGUCCACAAACAGUCUACAGGAUGAGGUCAGGACUCUACAGGAGCAGCUGUCCCAGCUGAACAUAAAUGAACAACUGGGCAAAAUUUCUUAUUUGGAGAAGUGCUGCCACCAAGUGGAGGGUCUACCGAAGGCGGUGGCUGAGUUGCAGGAGAAGGUCAGCCUCUACCCUGACCCAGGGGAGCUUUCCAAGUUUGUCACCUGGGAGGUCCUGCAGAAUACCCUGGUCAAUGAUGCUCACCGACCACAACAGGAUUCACAGGCACCCCGGGCCUCCUCACGGUCACCAGUGCUCUCUUGCACUGUACAUGGGGUGGACCUCUACCCAGAGACGGUGGACGCCUUGAGGGACGUGGGCCAGCUGAAUCUCAGACACACGUCCCUGGAGGGAAAGGUGGCACAGCUAGAGAAGGGAAAGGUUGAGCAGUCCCAGCUUCAGCAGCUGGAGGAUCACCUCAAAGACAUGGGUAUGAGCUACCACUCUAGCCAGGCCUGUCCUGAUGACACGCUUGAGAUGGUCCAAUGCUCUAAUCCACUGUCUGGUGAAGCACAGAGAGGGACAAAUACUGUCAGAAAAGAUAUACCUGAGAAUCUGCUGGAGCAGCUGAAUCAGCUGAAGGUUCGGGUGGACGGCCUAGUAGCAGAUAAGGCAAAGGACUCGGAGUUGAUGGGGGACGCGCGAGGGGUUGUUCUGCAACUGGAGGCGGCUUGUGAGAGACUCACCAACACCACCACCCACCUCCUGGAGGAGCAGAGCCGGAAGCAGGAGCACAUUGAUCAUCUAUAUAAGUCUGUGGAACAUCUGGAUGAGAAGAAGGCAGACAAAGACCUUGUGGAGAUGAAGAUUGACAUUAAAGCAGACAAGAGGGCCCUGGAGACAAAGGUAAGCCGCAUGCAGUUUGACACCGUGACGGAGCAGCUCAGUUCCAUGUUCCAGGAUCUCCUCAGCAAGGUCACUGGCCAGGAGCAUGACUGGCAUAAUGUGAUCGAGAAGAUCUCCGCUGAGAUGGAGAAAAAGUUGAAUCGCAUUGAGCUGGAUCCCCUGAAAAAGCAACUGGAGGACCGAUGGAAAGCUAUCCGCAAGCAGCUGCAGGCCCACCCGCUGUCCGUGGUGGACGAUGCUGCUGGUUUCAGAAAACAGCUGGUAGCACGAUUCCACUGUAUUUCCUGCGAUCGACCUCUGGACAUGAUGACCCCAGGACGGCAUCUUGUCACCGUACCCUCUGCCCCUGGCCUGCCACCUCACAAGUCCAACCGGCCGUACUCCUCAUACGACGUGGAGCAAGAGCGCCAGCACUUCCGAAGCGACCGAGUCUCAGAGAUGGCGGACUACAGCUUCCUACCUGUUCCUAGGAGCUGUGGCGGCAGCCACACUCUUACUCUAUCUACCCGGCGCUCCACCCGGCUCCAUCACCUUGGUGAGAAACAGUCCCUGUUUGGACCUACAAGCCAGGACGAGGAGGUUGACAUCAUUGGCCUGGAUGGGCAAAUCUACAAGGGUCGGGUGAAUUCAAGAGCACUCAAGAAUAUGGAGUCGUUGCAGCCUUCCUUCAUCUCUAAAGAAGGGUCUCGCAGAAUUCGAGAAAAACUGACCCAACCGCGGAAACAAAAUGACCUCCUUGCUAAGGGGAGGCCUGGGACUCGGGCUCGACCACAGAGUGCAAGGACACCGUGCAGCCAGUCAGCCAUAUUCUGCGCUGCCCAAGAACGCCCUGUAUCCUCCAUGGCUCGACUGUCCCAUGACACUGUCUCACAGCCCUCAUCGCAAGUGGGUACCGUUAAUGAGGUUCAGCAGAGACUGGAAAUCCAUCUGCCAGUCAACGGGGGAGGAGAAACUGGAGAAAAAAGCUCUUAAUUCACAACUUUCAAGACUUCUAUAUCUCUGAAUAAUACUUUAAUGUGUAUAUAUAGACUGCAAAAUGUAUAAACCUUCAACAAUAUUUUUACAUUUCACAUUGGCAAAAAACUUGACAAACUUUGUAAGGGACAGGUAGGGUUUAGUUGUUUUGCUGUGUUUGUAACUGCAGGGCAGUAUGACUCACUGAAGUUAAAUUCAAAAUCAAUAUACCCUGCAGUUCCAAGGAGCAGAAAUGCUCACACAAUAUUAUGUGAUCGAGACUCAGUCAAUUUAAAUCAGGAAGGGAUGUUUAAAACAACACUCAGUUGGUUAGUCUCACUGUUAGUCUGCUCAGAAACAUGCAUGUUUCUAGCACUUGGUUUGUAUUUUAUAUCACUCUUUCUGUAGGAAUUGCAGGAAUCAUCAGUUCAGGUGCUGAAAAAUUUCCAUCCAAAGAAACAUGUAGGCUCCCUUGAUAUGUCAGCAUGCAUAACAGUUUUGCUUUAAUUCAUGUGUUUUUAUCUUGUUUUACUGGCAUGUGUAGUAGUAGUAAACCAAUAGCAGAAAAAAUUAUAGAAAUAUUCCAACAAACCGACUUAGUCAUUUAGCCACACCAGAGAAUUAACAAGAGUGAUAAAGUUAUUUUUUCUUCUCACCAGCACACUAUAGUCAUUAUGACACAUCAGCUUAUGUUUGCAACACAUCCCUUGAAAUGGAAAAUAUUCUGAUAGUUCAUGGCCUUAUCAUGAGGGAGUGAAACACUCCAGAUUCUGCUAUACAGUGAAUAUAGUCAGUUAAAAGGUGUUGUUGAAAACAACAAAUUGUAUAUAUUUAUACAUCUUUACAAAAAUAUAUUCUGUUUCUUAAUCAUUGUUUAUAAAUAAAGGAAAAUGUCAAAAUGCAGGGAAAAUGUAAAUGGACAGUUUCAAUAGAAAGGGCAGCUGUGGACAUCUGGAAGAUGCCUGUAAAAGUCUGGAAUAUGAUAGUUAAAGGUAAUCAAGAAGGGCAGCACAGUGUUGUGGAGAAUAAUACUGCUGUCGCACAGUUCAGUGUUGCAUGGAAUUUGCAUGUUCUUCCUGUGUUCAUGCGGGUCUAUUCCCGCAGUCCAAACAUGUGUUUUAGGUGUGUACUGCUGACUAGAUUGCCUCUCGUUUGUGUGUGUCUGUGUGUGUGUGUGGCUGCACUUCAGCAAGGGACUGGCGUCCUGUGCGGGGUGUACACCGACUAGCCUGUGCUUCAAGGAUAGGCUCUGGACCACCAUGACCCUGACCUGCUUAGUAAUGAGAUAUUGAUGGAUAUGUACAUAACCUAUCAUAGAAGCACUACAGAUUGGAGGCAACAAUCAUUAUUCACUGAGUCACAAGCAAUUAUGUGUUAGAAGUCAAUGUUUGGUGUUGCAUACAAAAGUUGCACUGGUUUGCAAACUGGUUUGCUAAAGGUAAUGAUUUAUAAGUUCUUAGAAGUCAAAAUAAGUUAUUACAUUCCUUCUAACAUCCCUCCGGUAAAACUUUAAAGGACCACAUUUCAGUGAACAAAAUGUACUGUAAGCUGGCACAAGAUAUAAGAUAUGAACUUCAGAUUUCAGUGUUGGUAUUCACAUUUUUCUCCUCUUGUUAGAAUUGUUCCAGUCUUUCCUGUUUUGGACUCAACUCAUUUGCCACACAAGCAUGGCUGCUAUGAACAGGGUUAAUGCGGAGACCCAGCUUCCUUCCUCUGGGGGACUUCGUUAAGUGGUGUCAGACAUAGGCAUACUGUAUUUUUAAAAUUAGAAACCUUUUCUGUGACACAGAUAUGCAGAAAAUAUG